UUACAACGUCCGCGGCUGCAGAGCGCACACCUGUAUCGCUCGUGGCUGCUCCUGUCUGUGUCUCUCGCCCGGACACAACAUGAAGCUCGUCGGCACUGUCGUCGUCUUGAGUGUGGCCGUCAUGACGGUGCUGAUCUACCAGGCCCUGCGCCAGGAGAUCCGGCUGCGAGGGUUGAAAACCCGCACGGCGGAGAGCCACGAGACGGUGAAGGCGAAGGAGGAAAUGAUCAUCGAGGUGAAAAAGAAAACCGUGGAGCUGAAGACGGAGAUGGACGCCGCCAACGCAAAGAUAGACGAGCUGAGGAACAAGAAGGCGGAGGUCGAGAAGUCCAUACAGGAGUUUGAGAAAAGUCUGACCAGCUGCAACACGGAGAAGGAAGCGGCAGAUACGAAGAAGAAAGAAGUGUGGGAGACCAUGAAUAAACUUAAAGCUGAUCACGCAGAGGCUAAAAAGAAAGCAGAGGAGGAUAUUCAGACCUUGAAACAACAGAUCCUGGAUAAAGAUAAAGCUAUUUGUGCCUUUGCCGACAUGACAAAAGAAGAAGCAAAGAAGCUGUGUGGAACCGCCGCAGCUGCAGCAUAAAGUCAACUCAGAACGCUCAACAUUGACUGAACUCUUUAAAGAAGAGUCAAAUGCAUGCAGGGAUAUUUUGUAAUAUCACUUUGAUUAUAGCUCUGAUGUGUACAUCUUUUAUGGGACAAAUGGCAGAGACAGGGAGUGGGGAAAUAUGUUGCAAAUGUUUAUAUCUUUUUUUUAAAUGUGAUUUACUUUUUACUCGAAGUCUUCAUAAAUACAUGAACUUGGAUUUUUAGUCGUAGCCUCCCCUGAUUCAACUGGUAAAGCUAGUUGUGUAGCAUCUGAAUCAGCCUGCCUGAGGCAUAUACGAGCUGGGAAAUGUCCCCUGUCCCCGUGCGGUGGCCACCAGAAAAGUACAUGAUAAUCGCUGUAAUCUCCUUUGUGUUUGUUAAACUCGCUCAAUAGAACAAAAUGCUUCUUGGAAAUACCAUAUCCGGGGGUGGAGUGAGAGAUAUGUUAUUAAAGUAAAACGCUAUUAAUUAUUUAUAUAAAUGUUUACUGACAGGCGUGUUUCCAAACAUGUGUAUAAAAGCCACAGUACUUUCUAUCUAAAAUCUGAUUGUAGACAAUAAAGUCUCACCUGGCAGAA
This is a messenger RNA of Pleuronectes platessa (European plaice), 1166 nucleotides long. RefSeq lists its product as uncharacterized. Bases 80 to 583 code for a protein of 167 amino acids. The transcript has 4 exons. The record is from RefSeq and is a predicted model, not a curated record. NCBI's taxonomy places the organism in Eukaryota, Metazoa, Chordata, Actinopteri, Pleuronectiformes, Pleuronectidae.